AUGAAGAAACGAAAGGACCAGUUAACGAAGAUCUCAAAUCAGAACGCCGAUAGCGACGCGCUUCCCAAGAUCGGAGACGCCAGUGGGUCGUUGUUCCUCGACAUCAUCCUGCUACAACACAUGAAGGCACCUGCUUUGUACACGCUGGACGUCGUGAGGAAAGAUGCAGAAUCCAUUAUGUACGCGGGCAGUGACACGAGUACGUGUGCGAUCAGCUGGUGCAUAUAUUUUCUCGGCCUUCAUCCGGAAAUUCAAAGAAGGGUGCACGAAGAAUUGGACGCUGUUUUUGGAGAUCACGAAGACAUGGGAUGCACUCAAGAAGACCUCAAACGCUUGCAGUACAUGGAGUGCUGCGUGAAGGAGACCUUGCGACUGUGUCCUUCAUUCCCCUGCGUUGGAACUACCCUUGACCAGGACUUGACAAUCGAUGGGUGCACGUUGCCGAAAGGUGUCGACUGCUUUAUCGUCCUGUACAGCCUGCACCGAAAUCCGAACGAAUUUGAGAAGCCAGACGAGUACAUACCAGAGAGGUUCACGUCGGAAGAGAACAGUCGCCGCCACCCCUUCAGCUACAUUCCCUUCUCUGCGGGGCCAAAGAAUUGCCUAGGUCAGAAGUUCGUUAUGAUGGAGAUCAAGAUUGUACUCGCGAAGAUCUUGUCCAAGUUUACUGUAAAAUCUACGUGCCCAAUAGAAGAGCUGCAGAUGACUUUUGAUAUUGUUCUCAAAGCCAAAGGAGGACUGCCUGUGCCGUUUCGCAAGCGCAACCAAUUUUGAAUAAAAC
This is a messenger RNA of Rhipicephalus sanguineus (brown dog tick), 781 nucleotides long. Its product is annotated as cytochrome P450 4c3-like. The coding region runs from base 1 to 774 and encodes 257 amino acids. Gene Ontology annotation, molecular function: iron ion binding; oxidoreductase activity, acting on paired donors, with incorporation or reduction of molecular oxygen; monooxygenase activity. The record is from RefSeq and is a predicted model, not a curated record. NCBI's taxonomy places the organism in Eukaryota, Metazoa, Arthropoda, Arachnida, Ixodida, Ixodidae. The transcript is spliced from 5 exons.